Molecule: messenger RNA, 1154 nt
Organism: Sciurus carolinensis (gray squirrel)
Lineage: Eukaryota; Metazoa; Chordata; Mammalia; Rodentia; Sciuridae
Gene: Tssk2
Product: testis specific serine kinase 2
Exons: 1
Coding region: 1-1077 (358 amino acids)
Biological process (GO): microtubule cytoskeleton organization; protein phosphorylation; intracellular signal transduction
Cellular component (GO): cytoplasm
Molecular function (GO): tau-protein kinase activity; ATP binding; protein serine/threonine kinase activity
Source: RefSeq, a predicted model, not a curated record
AUGGACGAUGCCGCGGUCCUAAGGAAGAAGGGUUACAUCGUGGGAAUCAAUCUGGGCAAGGGCUCCUAUGCAAAAGUCAAAUCUGCCUACUCUGAGCGCCUCAAAUUUAACGUGGCAGUCAAGAUCAUCGACCGCAAGAAAACACCCACUGACUUUGUGGAGAGAUUCCUUCCUCGGGAGAUGGACAUCCUGGCAACUGUCAACCACCGCUCCAUCAUCAAGACCUAUGAGAUCUUCGAGACCUCUGAUGGGCGCAUCUACAUUGUCAUGGAGCUUGGGGUCCAGGGUGACCUCCUUGAAUUCAUCAAGUGCCGGGGGGCCCUGCAUGAGGAUGUAGCACGUAAAAUGUUCCGCCAGCUCUCCUCAGCUGUCAAGUACUGCCAUGACUUAGAUGUUGUCCACAGAGACCUCAAGUGCGAGAACCUUCUCCUUGACAAGGACUUUAACAUCAAGCUGUCUGAUUUCGGCUUCUCCAAGCGCUGCCUGCGGGAUGGGAGCGGGCGCAUCGUCCUCAGCAAGACCUUCUGUGGGUCAGCUGCAUAUGCAGCCCCAGAGGUGCUGCAGGGCAUCCCCUACCAGCCCAAGGUGUAUGACAUCUGGAGCCUGGGUGUAAUCCUCUACAUCAUGGUUUGUGGCUCCAUGCCCUACGAUGAUUCUGACAUCAAAAAGAUGCUGCGCAUCCAGAAGGAGCACCGUGUGGACUUCCCCCGCUCCAAGAAUCUGACUGGCGAGUGCAAGGACCUCAUCUACCGUAUCCUGCAGCCGGAUGUCAACAGAAGGUUGCACAUCGAUGAGAUUCUCAGCCACUCAUGGCUGCAGCCCCCCAAGCCCAAAGCCAUGUCUUCUGCCUCCUUCAAGAGGGAGGGAGAGGGCAAGUACCGGGCCGAGUGUAAAUUGGAUACCCGGCCAGGCUUGAGGCCAGAGCACCGUCCUGACCACAAGCUGGGGGCCAAAACCCAACAUCGACUGCUGGUGGUGCCUGAGAAUGAGGACAGGAUGGAGGAAAGGCUGGCCGAGACCUCCAGAGCUAAAGACCAUCACAUCACCGGAGCUGAGGUUGGGAAGGCAAGCACCUAGUGGUGGAGAGGGCCCCGGGGGGCGCAUAGCGUGUAGUUUGCGCUCACAUAAACUAAGUAGGCAGGUAGGAGCUGAAG